CUGCCACCUCUCCUUCCACGCCAUUCUCCUCUUUUAUUUCCUAAUCACUCGAUGCUAAAUCGUCUGCAACUUAUAAAGAACCAUCUCCAGCUGCCUUCUUCCACUUUACGCCUUUCUCAGACACGAAGUAUCCACGCAAUGGCUCCUACUUUCAAACUUCCCUCGGGUGCUGUCAUCCCUUAUCCUGCCUUCGGAACCGGAACUAAAUGGUACAAGCCCGGCGAUCCAACCAUCAACCGCGCCGUCGUCGACGCAAUUGUCUCGGCGCUCAAGCUCGGAUACCGACACAUCGAUGCCGCGCAGACCUACGGAACUGAGGGCGAGGUCGGCGUCGCUAUCAAGGAGAGCGGAAUCCCCCGCGAAGAGAUCUUCAUUACCACAAAGGUCUACCAGAACGUCGGCGACCCCAAGAAGGCGCUCGAGGAGUCGCUGAAGCUCCUGCAGAUCGACUAUGUCGACCUUUACCUUCUCCACCACCCGUUCAUCACCGAGGAGAAGUACGGAAUUACGCUCGAGAAGGCGUGGGAAACGCUUAUUGAGCUCAAGGCCGCCGGUCUCACCAAAGACAUUGGUGUCUCCAACUGGGCGGUCGGAGACCUCGAGCGAGUCGAGGGAGCAAAGGAAUACCCUGCCGUCAACCAGAUCGAGUUCAACCCCUACCUGCAGAACCAGACCCCGGGGAUUGUCGAGUACAGCCAGAAGAAGGGUCUCAUUGUCGAGGCCUUCACGCCUCUUGUGUCUUUGACCGAGAAGGGCGGCCCUGUUGACGAGGUCGUCGACAAGCUUGCGACCAAGUACGGCAAGGACGCCGGCCAGAUCAUUCUCAAGUGGGUUCUGGCGCGCAAUGUUUUGCCAAUCACCACCUCGGCCAAGCCGGAGAGACAGCUGAGCAACUUCAGCCUGGAUGGAUUCGAGCUCACGCCUGAGGAGGUUGAGGCCAUCAAUGUUGCCGGUAGCAAGAAGCAUGUGCGCAAGUACUGGACGGCCGAGUACGGACACAUUACUGCUUAAGUCAUUGUCAUUGUGUUGUUGUCUUGCAGAGCCUGAAGACUACUGAAGCCGUUACGAUGGGUUAUUUAGUGCUCAUGCUUAUGUCCACGAUAUUCAACAAUAACAUUAGCUAAUUAUAAAGCUCAAUUGCUCUAUUAAAUUCACUUAGAUCGCGCCGACUCAUAGACUAGAAUACCGUCGCUCGAACUAAUACGCACGUGCGGCUGAUAGCUAAUGCCUGACUAAGCUAAUCAAU
Messenger RNA from Myxozyma melibiosi, 1246 nucleotides. Its product is annotated as NADP-dependent oxidoreductase domain-containing protein. Gene Ontology annotation, molecular function: oxidoreductase activity, acting on NAD(P)H as acceptor. The coding region runs from base 52 to 1011 and encodes 319 amino acids. Lineage: Eukaryota; Fungi; Ascomycota; Lipomycetes; Lipomycetales; Lipomycetaceae. The transcript has a single exon. The record is from RefSeq and is a predicted model, not a curated record.